Sphenostylis stenocarpa is the source of this 1515-nucleotide messenger RNA. The record is from the annotation of a GenBank genome assembly. Lineage: Eukaryota; Viridiplantae; Streptophyta; Magnoliopsida; Fabales; Fabaceae.
AUGAGAGUGAUGGGAGAACUGUGGUCUCAGCUAGGCUCACUCAUGGCUAGCUUCAUGUUUGUGUAUGCCAUCUAUGAGCAAUUCUUUCCACGCCAUCUUCGGAUCUAUGUCAAAAAAUACACACAAAAAUUCACAGGCUUGAUGUACCCUUACAUCCAAAUCUCUUUCUCUGAGUUCUCAGGAGAACGGUUGAAGAGAAGUGAAGCAUACACUGCCAUAAGAACCUACCUCAGUGCAAACUCAUCACAGAGAGCCAAAAGGCUCAAAGCUGAUGUGGUGCAGGAUAGUCAAAACCCACUCAUCCUCUCUAUGGACGACAAUGAAGAGAUCACAGAUGAGUUCCACGGUGUCAAACUGUGGUGGAGUGCAAACUACACUCUCCCAAAAACACAGUCAUUCUCAUUUUACCCUACUUCAGAAGAGAAGAGGUUUUUAACCCUAACGUUCCACAAGCGCCACCGUGACCUCAUCACUGGCUCUUACAUCCAACAUGUUUUGAAAGAAGGAAGGGCUAUUGCAGUUCGGAAUAGAACACUGAAGUUGUACACCAACAACCCCAGCAAUGAUUGGUAUGGCUACAAACGCAGCAAGUGGAGUCAUGUUAACUUUGAGCACCCUUCAAGGUUUGAGACUCUUGCAAUGGAUCCAAAGAAGAAGGAAGAGAUUGUCAACGACCUUGUUAGGUUCAAGACAGGAAAAGAGUAUUAUGCUAAAGUUGGAAAGGCUUGGAAGAGAGGGUACUUACUCUAUGGUCCCCCAGGAACUGGGAAGUCAAGCAUGAUAGCUGCUAUGGCUAAUUUCAUGAACUAUGAUGUGUAUGAUCUUGAACUCACAGCAGUGAAGGAAAACACUGAGUUAAGGAAGCUGUUGAUUGAAACAUCAAGCAAGUCCAUUAUAGUGAUUGAGGACAUUGAUUGCUCCCUUGAUCUCACUGGCCAAAGGAAGAAGGAGAAGGAGAAGGAGAAAGAUGAGGAUGAGGAGAAACCAAAGAAUCCUUCCAAGAAAGCAGAAGAAGAAGAUAAGAAGGCAAGCAAGGUGACUCUCUCAGGGCUGUUGAAUUUCAUCGAUGGAAUUUGGUCAGCAUGUGGUGGAGAGAGGAUCAUAAUCUUUACAACAAACUUUGUGGAGAAACUUGAUCCUGCUCUCAUAAGGAGGGGAAGGAUGGACAAGCACAUAGAAAUGUCAUAUUGUGGUUAUGAAGCAUUCAAGGUGCUGGCAAAGAACUACUUGGAGGUUGAGUCUCACAGUUUGUUUCCUACCAUUGGCAGGUUGCUGGGAGAGACCAAUAUGUCACCUGCUGAUGUAGCUGAGAAUCUAAUGCCUAAGACAGUUGUGAAUGAUUCUGAAAUUUGCUUGCAGAGUCUGAUAGAGUCUCUUGAGGAGGCCAAAAAGAAGGCAGAAGAGGAAGCAGAGAAAAAGGCCAUGGAGGAGGCAAGGUUGAAGGAAGAGAAUGAAAAGCUUGAAGCUACUGGAAAAUCUGCAGAAGAGGUGAAGGAAAAUGGCACAGUCCAUUAA